This is a messenger RNA of Myotis davidii, 1609 nucleotides long. It is a transcript of the gene SLAMF8, whose product is annotated as SLAM family member 8. Gene Ontology annotation, molecular function: signaling receptor activity. Lineage: Eukaryota; Metazoa; Chordata; Mammalia; Chiroptera; Vespertilionidae. The record is from RefSeq and is a predicted model, not a curated record. Bases 24 to 902 code for a protein of 292 amino acids. Gene Ontology annotation, biological process: leukocyte chemotaxis involved in inflammatory response; regulation of B cell differentiation. The transcript has 5 exons.
CAAGCCUUCGCCGCAGGCAGAGGAUGUCCUGGAUGCUGGCGGUUAGGAGAGCGCUCCUGGCUCUCCGGAGAAGGGUGGCUGUGUGGUCCUUGUGGAUGCCCCUUCUCUGGGCAGCACCGCUUCCUGUCGCGGCUACUGGUGCCCACGUGCAGGGCCAGGUCGGGGGCUCGGUGCUGCUGGCGGCAGAGUGCCACCCUGGCUUCCAAGUCCGAGAGGCCAUCUGGCUGUCUCUCUGGCCCUCGGAGGAGCUCCUGGCCACGUCUUUCCGGGGCUCCCUGGAGACCCUGUACCACUCCCGCUUCCUGGGCCGCACCCGGCUGCACCACAACCUGAGCCUGGAGCUCGGGCCGCUGGAGCCUGGGGACAGCGGCAACUUCUCCGUGUUGCUCGUGGACAUCGAAGGCCGGGCCUGGACCCAGACCCUACAGCUCAAGGUGUAUGAUGCAGUACCCAGGCCUACGGUACAAGUGUUCAUUGCUGUAUCUCAGCCUCCCAAGACCUGCCAGGCUUUCCUGUCCUGUUGGGUCCCCAAUAUCAGUGACAUAACCUAUAGCUGGCGACAGGAGGGGACCAUGGACUUUGGUAUCAAGCCACACGGCCUCUUCACAGAUGGACAGGUGUUGAGGGUUUCGCUGGGACCAGAAGACAAGGGCAUGGCCUUUUCCUGCAUUGUCGCCAACCCCGUCAGCUGGAAUUCGACUAUAGUCACCCCCUGGGAGAGCUGCCAUCAUGAGGCAGGGAAGGCCUCCUACAAGGAUGUGCUGCUGGUGGUGGUGCCCGUCUUGCUGCUUCUGGUCCUGGCCGGUCUCUCUGCCUGGUACUGGGGCCCCUGCUCAGGGAGAAAGAAGAAGGAAGUCUGUGCUGAUGAAGUCACUCUACAGACAGAGAACCCACUUGUGUAGGAUCUGCCCUGAGGGAGGAGAUAAACUGAUGUGGGAUCAUGAGGAAACCCACUGCCCAGGCACAUGACGGUCCAGGACCUAGUUGAUGCCUGGAAACUACCGUGAUCCUCGUAGCUCCUGUGAGACGCCGUUGCACUCUCCAGGGGCAGCCGGGGCAGCCGUCACAUUGGGAGGACAGGAAACAUUGGCACAACCUUCCACACUCUCUCCCUUCCCUCUGGCCGUAUUGCAUGCCCUGGCUUUGGUCUGGGCAAGAUGGGCCUAAGAAGACAUUCCCUAAAGGACACCGGACAUUCUCCAGGACCCACAGGGACAGUGACUGUGCAGGUCAUUCACUUCCCACCAUUGCAUUUGUUGAAGUCCUAAGCCCAAUUUCUCAAAAUAUGACUAUUUGGAGAUAGGGCCUUUAAAGAUAUAGUUAAGGUUAAAUGAAGUCAUUGGAAUAGGGCCCUAAUUUACUAGUAAUAUGCCUGGGGUCCUUAUAAGAAGAGGAGCAACACCAGAAAAGCACACACAGAGAGAAACAGCCAUGGGAAGACACAGAGAGAUUGAAGCCAAAGAGUGAGGCCUCAGUAGACACCAACCCAACUGAUAGAGUGAUCUUGGACUUUCUGUGAGAAAAUAAAUGUCUGCUGUUUAAGUCACCCAGUCAGUGGUAUUUUGUUAUGAUAGCCCUGACAGACUGACCUGCAGCAACAGAUUGCCUC